This is a messenger RNA of Capronia epimyces CBS 606.96, 1326 nucleotides long. RefSeq names its product cystathionine gamma-lyase. Gene Ontology annotation, cellular component: cytoplasm. The record is from RefSeq and is a predicted model, not a curated record. Gene Ontology annotation, molecular function: pyridoxal phosphate binding; cystathionine gamma-lyase activity. Lineage: Eukaryota; Fungi; Ascomycota; Eurotiomycetes; Chaetothyriales; Herpotrichiellaceae. Bases 1 to 1326 code for a protein of 441 amino acids. The transcript has a single exon. Gene Ontology annotation, biological process: transsulfuration.
AUGACCGUCCCAAGCCCUCAUUCACCUCGCCCUCUACGUCCGAACGAACGUAUCUUGACCAAUGAAGAUGGUGGUAUCACCACGCCUGCGCGUGCACCUUCACCCGUCCACGAGUUCGGCACGCUCGCCGUUCACGCAGGAUCCCCUCAUGAUCCCACCACGGGCGCAGUCAUCGAACCUCUCUCUCUAUCCACUACAUUUGCGCAGACUGCUGUCGGCAAGCCGAUCGGACUGUACGAGUACAGCCGCAGUGCCAACCCUAACCGGGACAACUUUGAAGAUGCAGUCGCUGCCCUCGAACACGCCAGAUACGCGCUGGCAUUUGCUUCCGGCUCAGCGACAACUGCGACCAUCCUCCAGUCCUUGGCGGCUGGCUCCCAUGUCAUUUCGGUAUCGGAUGUCUAUGGUGGAACUCAUCGAUACUUCACAAAAGUGGCCCUCGCGCACGGAGUCGAGGUGACCUUCUCCCCCUCGAUAGAGUUAGACGUGGAGGAGUUGAUUCGCGAGCAAACGAAACUCAUCUGGAUCGAGAGCCCUUCGAACCCUACCCUGAGCUUGGUCGACAUUAGAAAUGUGGCUACAGUUGCCCACCGGCAUGGCAUUUUGGUCGUGGUUGACAAUACGUUUCUCUCGCCGUAUGUGCAGAAUCCUUUGGACCACGGCGCCGAUAUUGUGGUGCACUCCGUGACAAAGUAUAUCAAUGGACACUCGGAUGUGGUGAUGGGGGUUGCGGCAUUCAAUUCGGACGAGCUCAAGGAACGGUUGACAUUCCUCCAAAAUGCCAUCGGAGCUGUUCCCUCUCCGUUUGACUGCUGGCUCGCCCACCGCGGUCUGAAAACAUUACAUCUUCGGGCUCGUGAAGCAAGCAAGAACGCCCUGGCUGUAGCCAAGGCCCUCGAAGCAUCCCCCAAUGUUAUCGCAGUCAACUACCCAGGUCUCGACUCCCACAAGCAGAGAGCCAUCGCAAUUAAACAGCACCGAGACGGGCUCGGUGGUGGGAUGCUCAGUUUCAGGCUCAAGGGCGGGCAUGCCGCUGCAGAGCGAUUUUGCCAACAGACAAGAAUCUUCACCCUUGCUGAAAGUCUUGGUGGCGUCGAAAGUCUCUGUGAGGUCCCCAGCGCCAUGACCCACGCAGGCAUUCCCAAGGAGCAGCGUGAAGCUAUUGGCGUCUACGAUGAUCUCGUCAGGUUGAGUUGUGGCGUCGAGGAUGCCGACGACCUGAGAAAAGACGUUCUGCAGGCUCUGGAGAAGGCCGUUGUUGGACCAAAGAUCUCCAAUGGCGUGAAUGGCGUGAAUGGCGUUGAUGGCCCAUUGCCGAGGAGAUGA